Messenger RNA from Oppiella nova, 270 nucleotides. The record is from the annotation of a GenBank genome assembly. Lineage: Eukaryota; Metazoa; Arthropoda; Arachnida; Sarcoptiformes; Oppiidae.
AUGCUUUCCAAUCACAUCACCAUUAAUACACUCACUAAAAAUGAUGAUCAACAAUUUAAACAUAUAAAUCAUUUGAAUAGUAUCCAUUUAAACUUCAGAUUUAUGUGCGAUUGGAGUGAAUGUCACAAACAGUUUACAGCAAAACAGUAUUUAAAUGAUCACAAAAAAUAUGUUCAUUUGAAGGAUAAGACGUUUACAUGUAAUGAAGAAAAUUGUGGCAAAAUAUUGCCAACAAAAGUGAGACUCAAUCGACACAAAGUCAUACAUUGA